Messenger RNA from Ipomoea nil (Japanese morning glory), 816 nucleotides. RefSeq lists its product as uncharacterized. The record is from RefSeq and is a predicted model, not a curated record. Bases 1 to 816 code for a protein of 271 amino acids. The transcript is spliced from 2 exons. Lineage: Eukaryota; Viridiplantae; Streptophyta; Magnoliopsida; Solanales; Convolvulaceae.
AUGGCCAGCUCGCUCACUGUCUCUGGCAGCCCCGUCUCCUUGUCGCAACUCGUCGAUCAUCUACAGGCGCAGGAGUUUAUCCACUCUGAUGACUUUGCAGUCGAGUCCGGCGCAGGAGGCAGUCCGUCGGCGUUCUUUGCGGGGCAUGGCAGAAAUAGCGGCGAUCACGGAUCGGGUGGCCGCAGUGGUUCCGGCGGCCGCGGACGGAAUGGUUGUGGCAGGGGGAACAGCAACGUACGAGGGCGCGGCGGCACACCUCGUUGCCAAAUCUGCAGAUCACACGGCCAUACGGCCAUGUAUUGUUUUAAACGAUAUACGGCGCGUCCACAACUGAAUGCAGGUCAGGCUAAUAUUGCAAUGGCCGGUGAACCUCAGGUAGCCGAUGCUUGGUACCCGGACACGGGUGCCUCGUCUCAUGCAACUCCGGAUGAACAGAUGUUGCACCAUUUCGAGGCGUACAAUGGCGGGGACGUACUCAGAGUUGGCAACGGCGCAGGUUUGGAUGUUUCCCGUGUGGGUCAUGCAGUAAUCCCAUCUCGGUUUAAAAAUCUACAAAUGUCAAAUAUCUUACAUGUCCCGAAUCUGACUUUACCAUUGCUUUCUGUUUAUCGUUUUGCUAAUGAAAACGAUGUGUUUUUCGAAUUUCAUAAAGAUUUGUUUCUUGUGAAGGAUUCCAGCACCCAAACAAUUCUACUUAAAGGGUCAACCUCGGGCGGGUUAUACAAGCUACUGGUUCACCGGUCUCACUUUGUGUUUCUCUCCGCCCGAGCGUCGUCACAGACGAUUACUCGCGGUUUUGCUGGUUUUAUCCGCUAA